AUGAAUUCUUCGCAAGCAGCCCUUUUUCGGUUCUUUGACUAUCAAUGGUACGCCAACGACACUCUCAGCAAUGAUACGUACUGUUGUGUGUACAACGAUGAGUAUGUCCCCACCAUCGACGACGAUGGCACACUUGUCGGUGUGCAUUGUGACUCGCCCAUUUUACCCAUUGGUCCCCAUGGCAGGACUGGCGUUCUCAUUUCCGUUAUCUGUUUCGUCCUUGUUGCGUUCAUCCUCCCCAACAUGAUAAAACAUGGUUGGGCAUGUCCGCACAACCCUUGCACAGCACGGUGCAGGCGAAGAGCUGAGUGGAUUUUUUUAACCUUCAUGCUCUUCUUGCUAGCGUUUGCCGGACUUGACUGGAUUGAAAUCGACCGCGCGAUACUGCCGGGCAAUUAUGUCGCCCUGCUAGGUUUCCUCUUUCAGGCGGGCACUUGUGCUUGUUUGGCAUCUUUAUGGCACUUCGUCUCAUCGUACGGUUAUGGUCGCCGCGUGUACCUGCUUGCACAAAACCAGACUAUAGAGAAGCUCGACUCACGCGAUCACUGGAUCUACGGGUUCGAGUUUUACGUGCCCGUUCUGUUUUACAUUUUACUACUCAUAACUUUUUUUCUCGAUGCCUUGCGACCAUGGGCAGCAAUUACGGAGGGGAAUCUGGAUGUUGUGGUAGAUUCUCGCGCAAAAGUCGCUUGUGUCUUCUUAACACUUUGCUGGUUAGCAAUCCUUGGACAGUUCCUCGUCUAUCGAAAAUUCUACGGCAACUGUCCUAGACAACGCGACACAGCAAUCCUGUUCCUCCUCUUGUGUUUCAUUCCUCGAAUUAUUUUCCAGUUUGUUGGUGCUUGGAAUGCACAGCUGCACUUGUACAACGAGGAUGUCCGCUCGGCAUAUGUUUUUGUCAUCGGCUUUCUGCCCAUGAUUGUAAUUGCUCUAUACGGCAUCUGUUAUGGUUACUUUGCGCCCAACACACAAGAAUUACAAAAGCAGGCUACUGCAUCUACUGAGGAAGACGGUCAUGAUCAGCCUCCGUCCGGAGAGCAAGUCAACACUUCUUCUCACAAGGCUGACCAAGCCAGUUUGAUCUCGGUGGACAUGGCGAGCAAGGAGAAACUGAACAAGUCGCAAGACGUGAACGUCUCAGUGCGACCGUUGAUGUAG
Messenger RNA from Schizosaccharomyces japonicus yFS275, 1158 nucleotides. Its product is annotated as fungal protein. The coding region runs from base 1 to 1158 and encodes 385 amino acids. The record is from RefSeq and is a predicted model, not a curated record. NCBI's taxonomy places the organism in Eukaryota, Fungi, Ascomycota, Schizosaccharomycetes, Schizosaccharomycetales, Schizosaccharomycetaceae. The transcript has a single exon.